Melitaea cinxia (Glanville fritillary) is the source of this 1224-nucleotide messenger RNA. RefSeq names its product transcription factor MafA-like. Gene Ontology annotation, cellular component: nucleus. Gene Ontology annotation, molecular function: DNA-binding transcription factor activity, RNA polymerase II-specific; RNA polymerase II cis-regulatory region sequence-specific DNA binding. Lineage: Eukaryota; Metazoa; Arthropoda; Insecta; Lepidoptera; Nymphalidae. The record is from RefSeq and is a predicted model, not a curated record. Bases 1 to 912 code for a protein of 303 amino acids. Gene Ontology annotation, biological process: regulation of transcription by RNA polymerase II. The transcript has a single exon.
AUGGUAGAACACACACUCGUCGAUUGUUCUCAGGCGGGUGCCAUGCAAACUCUAACGCCUCAGCCACAUCGUGAAGCUGAUGAUGAUCAGCUCGCGGACGAAUAUGUUCAAAAUUUUGAAUUAGAUCACCUGGAAGAUCAUCACCUUGUAAAACGCGAGCCUCUUCGGCCGGGCUGGCAUGAGCUUGUUGAAACCUUACCUGCAUGUGCCCGUGCUUGUCGACAGUGGCCUGAUGCUGGGCCCUAUCCGCAGCCGCAUGUAGCGAUCGCCGUAGAUCCCAGUACACCGCCAGAAACACCACCCGCGCCUCUGGGUCGUAGUCCUUGCCGUGCUCCUCCUGUGGAUGACGUGUUGUGGUUACCUCAUAUGCGCGAACCUCUCGAUAUGCGUACAGUUCCUUGCGGCAGUUUUGAAGAAUGGGACCGUCGCGAGUGGAGGGAGCAGGAUCAUCAUUUGCAGCAAGUGGGUCUACGUCCAUCCAGUUCAUGCUCUGCCGUGUCACCACGUACAGCUCAGCACCAAUCUUAUCAGCCAUCAUCGUGUGGCGACGACUUAAUAAGUGAUGACUUAUUGAUGACCUUAAGUGUGCGCGAACUUAAUAAAAGAUUGCACGGUUUUCCUCGCGAGGACGUCACACGAUUGAAACAGAAAAGACGCACUUUGAAAAAUCGUGGAUAUGCCCAGAAUUGUCGAAAUAAGAGGCACCAACAGAAGCAGGAAUUAGAAUUGGCAAACCGUUCCCUUCAGGACGAAAUUCAUCUACUACAGCUACAGGUCGCACGCGUCUCGCACGAGCGGGACGUGCUGAAGCAGCGGCUGGCGCUGGUGGGGCGCGAGCACGCCGUGCCGCAGCACGCGGGCCACGCGCCGCCCACGCCGCAUUCCUCCCCGGAGUUCUUCUCGGAGCUGUGACGGCAGGGCGCGGCGCCGCGGUCCGCCGCCGCUUCUGCCGCUACCUCUGGCGCCUCCUCCUCUGCAUGCGCCUGGCAGCGCUAUUGAAGCACUGCGAUGACGGACUGCUCAUGCUUUUGUUAAGUUUGAAAAGUUACUGAUAAAUUAUCACCAGUUCCAGUUUUAUAGUUUUUCUAAUGGUGGAACAAUGAAGCCGCGAAGUCUGAGUGAAAUGACUAUUCAAACACCGUGUUAAAUGUAUGGUUGUGUCGUAUAAUAUUAUUCAUAGCUUCGUUAAAGUAUAUGUAUUAUAAAAAAUUAUACAUAAGUUAU